Messenger RNA from Motacilla alba alba, 4254 nucleotides. RefSeq names its product translation initiation factor IF-2-like. Bases 1 to 930 code for a protein of 309 amino acids. The transcript is spliced from 6 exons. The record is from RefSeq and is a predicted model, not a curated record. Lineage: Eukaryota; Metazoa; Chordata; Aves; Passeriformes; Motacillidae.
AUGCGGAGAAAUUUCUUCAUCAGACUCUUAGCGUGGCGCGAUGUCCUUUGCCUUUCUCUGGUCGGUCUGCGUCCUCAGCUGUUCUCAACCCCAGCUUGGCUUCCUUCACCUUCCCCGGGGGGGCGGGCGCGGCGCGGCCCGGAGCCCCGGCAGACGCAGGGGCCGGUCGGGGCUGCGGACGCAGCUGCUGCGGGCCCGAGCAGCCGCCCCUGGCCGGGGCGAGCCGUGCAGAAGGGACCCGGAGCGGAAAGGAAGGACAGCACACACAACCGAGGAGCAGAUUGGAGUCGGGAAAGAAUCCGGAGCGGGAAGGGCGGAGAGCCGGGCGGGGCCGGCGGAGAGGGGCGGGCUGGGGGCGAGGCGAGCGCACACAGAGGCACAUCCCCGGCCUCCGCCUGCCGUGACAGUCGCCCGGAGCCCCCGGGAGCGCGUCCCGCCCACUGCCGCCGGCUCCCCGUGCCCACCCUCCGCAGCCCCUUCUCGCUGCCGCCGGGCCGGGGCGGCGGCUCCGCCAGCCGCAUGCCCGGAGCAGAGCAGGAGCAGAACGGCGCAAGAAAAAAAAUGAAUUCUGAAAGCUCAGCCCUUACCAUGAGUAGCCAUGCUGUACUAAACCAGUGUGCCAGAGGAGGAAUGGAACAAGAAAAAAUUUGGCCGAAACAGCAGCAACAGAAUAAUUUUUCCUUGUUUUCUUCCACCAAGGGCUGGAAUUUCAGAGGGAAAAAACGGAAACAGAGUACUCAAGAUGAAGAUACAAUCAGUAUCUGCAGCCUGGAUACAAGUGAAGUGCUGAUUGAUUUAUGCUGUAUGGAUUAUAUUGUCUCUUGUGUCUCUGAAGCUUACUUUGCCCUGAACUCUUGCACAUGGCAAUACUGCAGGUUCCUGUUCAGCAUGUGGUACUGUGCCUUCCCCACUGACAGGACUUGCUCUUAAGGCCAGUUUGCCUCUGGCUGUGACAGGAGACUUAAACUGUCAAGAUGACUGACUUGGAGAGGGUAGGUGCCUUUGGUUAAGAAAUGAGCCUGGCAUGUGAAUUUAUAACAACACCCUCAGGUUUCUUAACUUCAGGUAAUGGUUCAAAUGUGCCCAUCAAAACUAACAGGUGCUGUUGACAUUAAAACAAGUUGGGCAGGAAGAGUUCGCAUUUUCUCAUGACUUGUGUUCCUGUCAGUUAGAUUAUCAUCCCCCCAAGUAAAGAAGGACUAUUACCUUUGUGAGCCUCCUAGACAUGGCAAAUAAACUUUUAUUUUUCCUUUCACAUUGUAUUUUUCUUAUGAUUAAUGAUAAAGACAGUGCUGAGAAUGCAACUAGACCAAAUACCAAGUGUCUCAUGUUUUUGGAAAACAUUGGAGGGUCUUCUAAUUGCCCUGUGGAAUGCUGUAGCACAAAAGGGAUGACUGGAAUCUGGCAGUCCAUGGCUAAAUACUUACCUGUAGAAGCAUUUUGUUCUCUGUGUGUGUUUAAAUGCUAUUUAUGUUGAGUAGAGAUGUGUCGUUUUGGGUUUUGAUUUUAGAGAGCCAUAUCUUACAUUAUAGGUAAUUCAAGAUUUCUGUUACAGGGCAGAGAGUUGUCUGUCUUUUGUUCUCAUGUUUGUGAUGGCAAAUUUCAAAAAGAAGGAAAAUGUCAAGAAGAAUCAGUUCAUACCUCACAGGAACCAGCUGUGGUGGUGUUAUGCAAGGUCACUUUUCCUUUCUCUGUUGCCUCACAUGCAGAGUAACUUGUUCCCGAAAAUGGAGAGGGGGCUGAAGAAAGGAGUGAGAAGUGUCUACAAUAAUUAAAAGUUUGGAACAAUUUCUGUUUAAAAAACAGUCAAAUGUACCGGAACUUAUAUAAACUGGAAUCAAAUAUCCUGGGAACAAAUUGGCACAUGAUUAGUUCCAUGAGAAGUGGUCCAUGUAAGAUUAUUCCUUCUCUUGAGACUAAGGGCACAAAAUAAAGCUGCUUGUAGGUUCCUACCAAAGCAAAAGUGAUGUCAUUUCACCUACCACACAGUGGCACAACUCUGGCACAGGGUGUUGUGGAUACCAGAGGUUUUGCAGGAGUUCAAAAAAGCAAAUAGGGUAAAUUCAUGGAAGAAAAAACUGCCAAGAGCUAUUAGACUGAGUGAAGCCAUCCAUCUGAGGAAGCCCUUGAAGCUGCAUAUUUCUGAGUCUGGGAGAGCAAACUACGUGUCUGUCACCAGGUGUUUACUCUGCUUUCACAUGGACAGCUUUUUUUCACUAUUGCUAGGGAAAUGGUGCUGGCCUGAGAUCCAUCCUUAGCCUGUCAUAGCCAUUCUCAGGAGACUUUGCUUAGCCCAAUGCAAUACCUUCUUUUCUUCCAAGCAAUGACAGUUUUUAAAUUAUUUAAUGAGGACUCUAUGCUUAAUUGGAGUCUUUGGAUUAUACCAUGAUGUAAAUAAUUAAAUGUUCAGGUUCCUUUGUCUAGCAACUCUCUUGUGCUCUGAAAAGAUGUACCCUGAAAAGAUGUGCCAAAUUGUUUAUAUGUAUAUCUUUAGUGAAUGCAUUUGUUGUCCAGGCCUAAGAAUAUGAAAAUUUGAAUGCAUGUGUUCCCUAUUACAUAUUCAGAUUUUCAGUGGGAUAAUGAUAGAUCAUUAAAUUUUUACAAAUAAUAAGUCUCUCAAGCUGUGUAAAAGGUUGGUUAUUUUUUUAUUAAAUAUUGUAUGUAUAUAACAAAUCAGUAUAGUAGGCUCUCCUGUGCAGCACACUGUCUGGUUUGCAUGAGAUGAAUGACUCCUGGUGUGGUCGGGUCUCCAGCUCCCUGAGCUGCUGAUGUAAAGAGCUGGCGGUGCAGUCCCUCUGUGCUGGUUUCACCGGCAUCACCUCGGGGAUGGACCUCGUUUUUGUGCUUGGCAAUGGAAAGAUCUGGCCAUCUUGACUGUCCACCAUUCCAGUUUGUGUAAAUGUAUCUGGUGGCCACCUUUGUCCAGGAGAGGGUGGAGGUGGCAAAGAAAGAGGCUAUUAACUAUUUAAUGACCGGAUUACUUCAUACCCUGGAAAGCAACAUCCAUAUGAGUCUCCUGCCAAUUACAUCAUCACGUGUCUACAAUCCUUUUACAAAAAUAGAUCAUUUUUUUUCUAUGACUGACCAUUGCCAGACAUACCUGUCUUUUCCUAGGAAUAAGUCAUACUGACAGAAUUUCCUUUCACAGGAAACACUGCUCGGAGCUUUGCUGACUCAGGACAAGGACUGGUAACCUAAGCAUGUUAAAUGAUCUUUGUAUUUGUUUAGUGAUCUGAACUGGCAUUGAUGCUUCAGGAGUUGAUAAACUGGCUUAUUAAACUGACUGGUUGGACUUGGCUCAUUUUAUUGCCAGCUUAAAUAAGUGGAUUUGCAAAUCUCCUCCGUGUCAAAUAGUUUGUGAUAACUUGUGACAGAUGUGGCCAGCAGACUGUGAGGGCUGAGUGCAUGAACGUACAAGGCCACAGCGGUCGGAAGUUUAUUUAAAGAGAAAUGUGCCUAAUAUCUGCCAUGGCUUUGUUCAUGUUGGCCUCCACUGGGAGGCUUAACUCAGUCAAUGGACUUCAGUCUGUCCAGUUAACUCAGCCAGUGGUAUUUCAUGCUUGUCUCUUAGAAUGGUGAUAGCUUCUUGAUCUGCAUAUGCGUAAUGAUAUACAGACAUUAUGUAAUUAACCUGGCUUACAUAAACUUCAGAUUUUACUGCUAUCCCUUUAAAGGCUGGGGAAUUGGAGCAUGUAAACUGAGACAGCUUUAAUGAUCAUAGAGGGCAAAGUGUUUUUUGUAUUUAAAACACCUCCGUGAGUUCUGUUCUAUAUUCCUCCUGUUGCAGACAUUCUCUCCCUAGUUAAUUUCUGAGCAGCUUCUGGAUUAUUUCUGUCUGUGCUUUUGCUCCUCAUUGCUGCUGUGACUUUUGUUCUUUCCUCAUGACCCAGCUUUGAAAUGUGGUUCUUCAUUCAGUGCAGCCUUCUCCUGAGCCUGGUGCAGCAGGCCUGGUGCACAGUAAGGGCUGUGCUCCUUACUCAGGCACAGGCAGCUGGUUCUUUAUUGGAUUCCAUAGCUAUUAAAUAAAGUUACUACAUCCCACUGAGCAAAGUGGUGGUGAACACUGGUAUCUGGAGAUUAUUGCACAGAGCAUUCAGCAAGGUACUUAACAGCGCUGCAUUUUUAAUGGCUGUUGUAAGGGGGUAGCUGCAUAGCUGAAAUCUUGUAAUGGUGGUGAUACCGCGUGCCUCAUGUGUCUGAGCUCUGUAAAAUCAUAAGUAACUCAGGAGAUUUCCAGAACAAAAAAAAAAAAAA